Venturia canescens is the source of this 2415-nucleotide messenger RNA. RefSeq names its product zinc finger MYM-type protein 1-like. The transcript has 5 exons. Bases 136 to 2163 code for a protein of 675 amino acids. NCBI's taxonomy places the organism in Eukaryota, Metazoa, Arthropoda, Insecta, Hymenoptera, Ichneumonidae. Gene Ontology annotation, molecular function: protein dimerization activity. The record is from RefSeq and is a predicted model, not a curated record.
CAGGUCAUUUUGACAUCGAAUAUCUCGGAUAUACGUAUCAUCGGAUUGUUUCACCUUAACCUAGCAUCCUGCUUCCUGCUUUGUUGUUCUUUCAGAGUCCUAAAGAUUCCCUUUUCACGAUUUACGAAGACUACGAUGGAUCCGAUUGUUCGAAAACGUUUAAGGGAUAAGUCAUGCUCAGAUUCUUCGAUCACCGAUGACGAAGAUACAUCGCGGCAGAAAAAAAAAUCCUCACGCUCGGUCAAAGUCUACAAACAGAAAUUUAAAGAAGAGUGGCGGCAAUCAUUCGGGAAAUGGCUGAUUUGUACAGAAGAUAAGAAACCUCGAUGUACUGCGUGCAAUAAAAAUUUAGAGGGUGGAUAUUCCCAUAUUAAGCGUCAUGCUGAAACGCAAUUCCAUAUAAGGGAAUUAGAAGUGGCUAGACAGACCCCUAAGCUUGAUGUUAUCUUUAAAAAGACAACUCAAAAUGAUCAAAUGAAACAGAAGGCGAAGGAUGCAGAGUUAAAAAUGGUUAUGUUUUUACACGAACAUAAUCUACCGUUUUUGCUCAUGGAACAUCUACCCUCUUUUGUAAAAAGCGUGUGCCCGGAUUCAAAAAUCGCUGAAAACGUUAAAUGUUCCCGCACAAAAGCCACUGCCAUCACGAAAGACUGCCUGGCGCCGGAAGCAAAAGAGGAUAUCUGUCGGCGUUUAAAAAACUCAGUCUACUCACUCAUAAUCGAUGAAACGACUGAUGUCGGAACAAAAAAAUCCCUUGCCAUAAUCAUUCGCUUUUUCGAUGAGAUGAAAAUGAGUGUAGUCGAUAGAUUUCUUGGAUUGGUUCAAAUCGAAAGUGCUACUGCCGAAUCUAUAUUUUCAACAAUAUUGAAAUGUUUGAAAGAAGUGGGAAUCCCUUUCGCCAACAUGAUCGGCUUCGCUGCUGAUAAUGCUUCAACCAUGAUGGGCAAAACGAAUGGAGUGCAAGCACGAUUUCGGCAAAUUCUUCCACAUAUAUUCGUCCUUGGAUGUGUAUGCCACUCCUGCCAUCUCUGUGCAUCUGCAGCAGCGAAUAAACUGCCUAAAUCGAUCGAGGAUUUUGCGAGGAGUGUCUACAAUCAUUUUUCCAAUAGUAGCAAGAGGACAGGAGAGUUGGCAGAGUAUCAAACAUUUGUGGAUCUCAAGCCUCAAAAAAUGCUUAGACCAAGCCAGACUAGAUGGCUGUCGCUUCAGGCUGCUGUUGAUCGGAUUCUCCACCAUUGGGAUGCGCUGACGCUCUAUUUUACAAAUGCAGUUUUCGAAGACAAUCUGCAUUCAACAGAAUCGAUACUCAAUUGCUUGAAAACUCCGGUGUACAAACUGUAUCUCACCUUUUUAUCAUACACGUUGGAAAGUGUAAACAAAUUGAACCUCGAGUUCCAGAGCGAAAAGCCAAAGAUCCAGUCUUUGAAUAAAUCCGUCUCUGAGCUUUUCAAAUCUAUGCUCAAGAAUUUUAUGCAGCCAUCAUAUGUCGAUAAGACACCACUGGAGAAAGUGCUAAUCAGAAAUCCACACAAUUUUUUACCGCUCAACGAAAUAUAUUUCGGUGCGAAAGCUGAAAUAUUAAUUUCCAAAGGAGCCAUUGAAGCUGUUGAACUUCAGAGGUUCAGGACCCGAGCACUGGAUUUUUAUCUCGAGCUAUGCUCGCAAAUACAAAAUAGAUUUCGUUUCAACGAUCCGAUGUUGAAAUAUGUCGAAAUCUUCUCACCGGAGACUGCAUUAAAUGGAUCGAUCCGAAGUAUCAUUGUUUCAACCACACUCAACUUUCCGAAGUUGUUUAACGAAAACAACCUUGAAGGAUUGGAUGCCGAAUGGCGACUGUUGCCUAAUGUGCAAGACAUUAAGAAAUUUGAAAAUUUCGAUUUCGCAGAAUUCUGGAUGAAGAUAGCGUGUUUGAAAAACUCUCUGGAUGAGAUGAUGUUUCCGAAUCUAACAAAAUUAAUCAAAGCCAUUUUAUCUUUGCCUCAUUCAUCAGCUGCAGCCGAACGGACGUUUUCACAACUAAAUUUGAUGAAAACGAAAAGCAGAAAUCGACUAGAUGUCGAUACCUGUGAGGCAAUUUUGCAUUCUAAAGCACUAUUAAACGAGUCAACGUGCUAUAACUGGCAACCUUCAUCAACGUUGCAAGCAAAAAAACCAAAAAUUUGAUUUGAAGUCAUUUUUAUCUUCUCCUUUCUACUACUUAGUUUUUAAAUCCUUAUGGAACAAAAACGCGUGAAACGUGAAAUAUAAAUUUAUGAAUUAUCGGAAGUUGUUUGAUGUAUAGUGGGCUCAUAGUCAUAAGAUAAGGUGAUCCACAUAUAUAUGAUAAAACAUGUGUAAUAUGUUAUGUAACAUGUUCUGUGAUCUCAACUCCCUCGGGAAAAAGAAAUGAAUAUAUUUGAUAUUUGAUACUUCUAA